AUGAGCACACGAAGCAGUGCUAAGAAACAAGAAGCAAAGCAAAAGGAGCUUAAGGCCAACAAGGAAAUACCUACGCCGAAACAAGAACCAGUCUGCCAAACGACUCAAAGCGACGAAUCUGCAAAAUUAAAAUCGAUAGAUAAGAAAAAGGAGCUACUCGAUAAAACAAUUAAUGUAGAUGUGGGUAGUGCAAGUGAAAAGUGCAAAAUGGACGACUUUCCUAAAUCGAAAUCUAUAAAGUCUACUCGAAAGUCGAAAGCAUCAGGUUCUGCGCGUUCUUCAGUCGUGGCUAGAAAGAAGUUGCUAGAAUUAGAAGCGGCAGAAGCGAAAGCGCGUAUACAAAUGGAAUUAAUCGACAAAAAGCUAGCGGCGGACCUAGCACAAUUGGAUGAAGAAAACGAAGAAUACAGUUCACAAUCGGAAGCUAGUGAAAUUCACACUAGUAAAGAAGUGGAGAAAUGGUUAGAACGCAGUCAUCUAGAACUGAAAGAGCAGCCUGUGCCACCAACGGAAAAUACAUUGGACAAGCUGUGCCCGCCGCCCGCGCCGCUGGCUGCACCAGCGCGCGACGGCACCGAAGAUACAGUUCACCUACUGGCAACUGCACUCAAAGACAUAGCCGCAGUCUCCUCUACUAACGGACCUAACGCUCGAAUGUUGAGCCGCCUCUGCACGCCGCGAGAUUUACCCUCGUUUUCCGGUGAUCCAAUGGAGUGGCUCCAAUUCAAGCAGGCGUAUGACGAAUCAACUGAAGUGUGCAAUUUCAACGACAAAGAAAACCUGUGGAGACUACGAAAAUGCCUUCAGGGACCAGCUAAGGAAGCAGUAACCUCUCUGUUAAUUGGAGCCACCGCACCAGAUCUAGUGAUGUCUACCCUAGAGCUACAGUUUGGGAAUCCCGAUAUUAUUAUAUCAAAAAUUGUGCAAAGCAUCAACAAACUGCCAGUGAUGUCUCAAGAGUAUCAUAAGGAUAUAGUGUCAUUCUCCGUGAAGGUGAAGAAUUACGUUGCAGCAGUAACAGCUAUUGGUCAUGAUGAGUACUUAAGGGGGAUGAAAAUCAUAUCUGUAAUUCUGUCAAAAUUGCCAACUGUGUUAAUAUCCAAAUGGGUCGACUACAGUUACCCGCUUAUCAACGAGGGCAAGAAACCACGGCUCGCUAUUUUGUCAGAAUUUUUAAAUGACGAAGCUCUCAAAACAUCAAAAACAGCUGUUAUCCUCGCGAACACUUACGGUGAUACUAAACGUAAACAAAGUGACUUUUACCGCUCUCAAACCGCUGGUGUGUUCACGGUCGCGUCACAGCACCGCGCGAUAAGGGCCAGCGGCUAG
Molecule: messenger RNA, 1329 nt
Organism: Cydia strobilella
Lineage: Eukaryota; Metazoa; Arthropoda; Insecta; Lepidoptera; Tortricidae
Exons: 2
Coding region: 1-1329 (442 amino acids)
Source: RefSeq, a predicted model, not a curated record